This is a messenger RNA of Chaetomium strumarium, 1029 nucleotides long. Its product is annotated as Fructosamine kinase-domain-containing protein. Lineage: Eukaryota; Fungi; Ascomycota; Sordariomycetes; Sordariales; Chaetomiaceae. Bases 1 to 1029 code for a protein of 342 amino acids. The record is from RefSeq and is a predicted model, not a curated record. The transcript is spliced from 4 exons.
AUGUCCACCGAUGCAAGAGAUGUCGACGAGAAGCUGGACGACAACCUUCUGGCCGCUCUUCCCGAGGGUGGCGAGGUGGUCUCAGUCAAGCCGUCGGGCAUGAGCGACUACUGCAACACCUACAGGAUCGAGGUCAAGCUACCGGAUGGCAGCUCCAAAGUCUUCUUCGAAAAAGAAGCCGCGGGCGCCGAAGGCCUCGAGCUCAUGAAGUCGGCGUUCACAUCCGAGUCCACAGCCUACGAAUUCAUCCCCGAACAUGUCCCCCGCCCAGUCAGCAUGGGCACGUAUGCGUCGCGCCCGGACACGCACUUCUUCCUGGCCGAGUUCAUCGAGAUGGUCGAGGACGACAUCCCGCGGCCAGAGUCGUACAUGACCGCCGUGGCCGCCCUGCACAGCCGCAGCAUGGGCAAGUCGCCCACGGGCAAGUUCGGCUUCCCCGUCAACACGCGCUUCGGAAACCUCGAGCAGGACAACAGCUGGACCGACACCUGGGAGGAGUACUGGACCCGGCAGAUGCGGGACUUCCUCGAGCGGGAGGACGCCGCCCACGACGGCGAGCCGCACGAGGAGCUCGAGAGGCUGCGGCCGCUGUUCUUCGACAAGGUGCUGCCUCGGUAUCUGCGUCCCCUGGAGAGCGACGGCCGUUCGGUCACGCCGUGUCUGAUUCAUGCGGAUCUCUGGCCGGGUAAUGUCAAGUACAUGACUGACGGGGAGACGGUGUGCGUUUAUGAUGCGUGUGCUAUGUGGGGCCACAAUGAAGUCGACCUCGGCGUCUUCCGCAACCCGAGAUACCCUCUGGGUAAGCCGUACUUGAAGGAGUACUGGAAGCAUAUCCCCAUAUCUGAGCCGGAAGAAGACGCCGACAGCCGCAACACCCUCUACAUGUUGCGGAACCAGAUUCUGUUGUCGACCUUGUACCCCCACGAUAAGAAGUUGCGCGAGAUUUUCGUAAGCAACAUGCGACUAUUGGUGGACCGUGUACUGGAGGAGGAAGCUGCUCAGGGCCAGGCAAUCCAGUCCCAUCUUUGA